Molecule: messenger RNA, 939 nt
Organism: Eublepharis macularius
Lineage: Eukaryota; Metazoa; Chordata; Lepidosauria; Squamata; Eublepharidae
Gene: TMEM74
Product: transmembrane protein 74
Exons: 1
Coding region: 1-939 (312 amino acids)
Source: RefSeq, a predicted model, not a curated record
AUGGCUUGCCUGGAACUCCUGCACCUCUCCAAGGAGGGCAAGCAGUCGGGUCGGUGCCACGACGUGGAUUGGAGUUUGCACACUCUCCCGUGUCAAGGCCAGCCCGACGAAAGUGAGAAGACUCGGACAUUAGCUGUGGCUGCUGAGGGUUCUGUGCGACACUGGAAAGCCACCCAAAAGACAACCGCAGCAGAUCUGGUGCAGGCCCCUGUUCCCUUCACCUCCACAUUGUCCUUGUCCCAGGAACACUCAACAGCAGGUGAUACCAUCUGCUAUCCCAGCCCCUCCAAAGAGGGAAAGGAGGCAGCCCGAAAGAGAGCCUGCUGCUGCGAAUCGGAAACCACCUUCUCUCAUGUGGAUGAAAAUGUCAACAAUCUAGAUCAUGGGAGAAGUCUGGCUGAUAAGUGCUGUUGCCAAGACCAGGAUCUCCUUCCCUACUCUGAUCCAUGUGGAGAGAUGCCCUCGGAGUGGCCCUACGAUCCCCCCUCGUUAGUCUCCGAGGAAGAGGACGACGCUGGCUCGGAAGCUGCUGGAGGGAGCUCUGUAGACUAUGGCUUCAUCAGUGCCAUCUUGUUUCUGGUCAGUGGGAUUUUGUUAGUGAUUGUUUCCUACGUGGUUCCUAGAGAUGUGACCGUGGACCCUAGCACGGUAGCGGCCAGGGAGAUGGAGCGGCUGGAGAAUGAGAGCGCCAAGAUCGGGGCUCACCUGGAUAGGUGUGUGAUCGCUGGGCUCUGCCUUUUAACCCUGGGGGGUGUGGUGCUGUCCUGUCUGCUCAUGAUGUCGAUGUGGAAAGGAGAACUCUACCGGAGGAACAGGUUUGCGUCCUCCAAGGAAUCGGCCAAACUGUACGGCUCCUUCAGCUUCCGAAUGAAAUCCCCCACAAAUGAUAAUAUGGAGUUAUCGUUGGUCGAGGAGGACACUCUCGCCAUAGAUAGUUAG